Lineus longissimus is the source of this 1230-nucleotide messenger RNA. RefSeq lists its product as uncharacterized. Gene Ontology annotation, cellular component: nucleus. The transcript has a single exon. NCBI's taxonomy places the organism in Eukaryota, Metazoa, Nemertea, Pilidiophora, Heteronemertea, Lineidae. The record is from RefSeq and is a predicted model, not a curated record. The coding region runs from base 1 to 1230 and encodes 409 amino acids. Gene Ontology annotation, molecular function: DNA binding.
AUGCAACGUGCCGUUGAUGCGGUGAGACGUGGCGAACCUCUAAAAACUGUAGCGCGCUUAUAUAGUGUCCCGCGCAAUACGCUUAGACGCCAUGCAAUAAACGAUGCACCUGUAAAAAAGCAACUUGGUUGUAAGACUGUCCUCACAGAGGAACAAGAGUCUCAACUCUGUAAUGCCAUCCUUGACUUUGAGAACAUGCUCUAUGGCCUUACAAGGAAUGAUGUGAUGGACUUGGUGUUCCAGUUCUGUUCUUCCAGAAAUAUUCCAAAUCCAUUUGGAAACAAGGAAAGAGCUGGUCGUGAAUGGCUGAACGGUUUUCUAAAGAGGCAUCCCCAACUUAGCAUCCGGAAACCAGAAAAUGUUUCAAUUGGCAGAGCGUACGGGUUCUCUCGACUCAAGGUUAAUGACUUUUUUAGGAAGUACCUGAGUCUUGUGUACGACGAAAAUGGCAACCGCAUCAUUCCAAACUGCAACAUUUACAAUUAUGACGAAUCAGGUUUCACUAUCGUCCACAGACCAGAAAAGAUACUAGCCAGAAAAGGAAAACGCGCUGUUGGUAUGCUGACCAGUGCCGAGAAAGGAAAAACAAUCACAUUUCUUCCCGCAGUGAGUGCCGUUGGACAUUAUAUACCACCUUUGUUCGUUUUUCCAAGGAAGAGAAUGAAACAAGAACUUCUCGAACAUGCCCCAGAAGGAUCCAUUGGGCGUGCUAAUCUUUCAGGCUGGAUCACAACUGAAAUAUUCGAGGACUGGUUUGAUCAUUUCGUUGACGUAGUGCAACCAAAGAAUAAACCAAAUCCAACAUUACUCCUAUUUGACGGACACAAGUCGCACACAAAGAACCUCAACCUGAUCGACAAAGCCAAUGAUAGCAACGUCAAGAUAUUGUCCUUCCCUCCUCACUGCACUCAUAAAUUGCAGCCACUAGACCGUUCUUUUUUCAAAAGUCUCAAAAACAACUACAAUGAUGAAGUUCAUCGCUGGUUGAAAGAACAUCGUGGGAUAGGUCUCUCCCAGAACAAAAUUCCAGAGCUGGUGAACAAAGCAUACAAGAAAACAGCCAGCCUUGCAAAUGCCGUCAAUGGAUUCCGUGUGGCCGGCUUGGUGCCACCCAAUGAGGAUAUCUUCACCGAUGAAGAUUUCUAUGCCAGCGACCAAAUCAUUCAGCAACGAGAAAACGAAGCAGAUAAUGAGGCUACUGGCCAGAACCUGCCAGCACCACCGAUUUGA